AUGUCUAGGCAAGAAACAGGCGCCAACGCCGCCUCCAGGGUCGUUGCUUCCCGGCGAGGCUCGGCAGUACCCAGAGCUCCAGAGCGGCGGCCCUCGGAGGAACCGAAUAGAAGAGGUCGCGGGGGCCGUAGGGGCGGAAGGGGUGGCAGAGGUGCCGGCUGGAGAGACACUUCCAGUCUCCCAGAAUCUUCGGCUGCUAGUCCGGAGGAACCGCCGCUGUGCUUUGAAUUGAAGUGCGAGUUGGUGGGCACAGUGAUCGGUCGUGGUGGGUCAAAAAUAAGAGACAUUCAAAGUACAACAAACACCAAAAUACUGAUAAUAAAAGGGUAUCCUAAAUCAAAAGUCAAAAUUUUUGGAAGCAAGGUGAUGCAAGCAAAAGCAAAAGCAGUAAUAGAUACACUUGUUAAAAAGCAAGAAGAAAAUUAUUAUUCAGAAUCCAGAGUUGAUACUGUUGCAUCACAACCUUCUGCUGGAAGAAAUGUAAGCACAGACGACAGUGUUGACACAGAAGAUGAGAUAGACUGGGACCAAAUUCGAGAAGAUGCUUUGAAAUGGAAAAAACAAAAAUGGGCAGAUUUGCCUCCAAUUAAGAAAAACUUUUAUGUUGAGACAGUAGAGACAAGCUCUAUGUCACAAGUACAAAUAGACAAUUGGAGAAAGGAAAAUUAUAAUGUAAUGUGUGAUGAUUUGAAAGAUGAUGAAAAACGUCCUAUCCCUAAUCCUACCUGUAAAUUUGAGGAUGCUUUUCAAUGUUAUCCUGAAGUUAUGGAAAACAUAAUAAAGGCAGGUUUUCAAAAACCAACACCAAUUCAGUCACAAGCAUGGCCAAUAGUUCUUCAAGGAAUAGAUCUUAUAGGAGUAGCCCAAACUGGAACGGGGAAGACAUUGUCCUAUUUAAUGCCUGGAUUUAUUCAUCUUGACUCUCAACCAGUAGCUAGAGAUAAAAGACUUGGACCUGGCAUGCUAGUCCUUACACCUACUAGAGAAUUAGCUCUUCAAGUGGAAGCUGAGUGUUCUAAAUAUUCAUAUAAAGGUCUUAAAAGUGUUUGUAUAUAUGGUGGUGGAGAUAGAGAUGGACAAAUACAAAACCUUACAAAAGGCGUAGAUAUCAUUAUUGCAACUCCCGGAAGAUUGAAUGAUCUGCAAAUGAAUAACUUUGUCAACCUGAAAAGCAUAACCUACUUGGUUUUAGAUGAAGCAGACAAGAUGCUAGACAUGGGAUUUGAACCCCAGAUAAUGAAGAUUUUGUUAGAUGUGCGUCCAGACAGGCAGACUAUUAUGACAAGUGCAACUUGGCCACAUGCUGUCCGUCGACUUGCAGAGUCUUAUUUGAGAGAUCCUAUGAUUGUAUAUGUUGGCACUUUGGAUCUAGUUGCUGUAAAUACUGUGAAGCAAAAUAUAAUUGUUACCACAGAAGAAGAAAAACGAAGUCAUAUUCAGAUUUUUCUAGAGAGCAUGUCUCCCAAAGACAAAGUCAUUGUGUUUGUCAGCAGAAAAGCUGUUGCUGACCACUUAUCAAGUGACCUGAUUCUCCGACACAUAUCAGUCGAGUCCCUUCAUGGCAACAGAGAACAGAACGAUCGGGAGAAAGCAUUAGAGAACUUCAAAACAGGUAAAGUGAGAAUAUUGAUUGCUACUGACUUAGCUUCCCGAGGUCUUGAUGUCCAUGAUGUUACCCAUGUCUAUAAUUAUGAUUUCCCCCGGAACAUUGAAGAAUAUGUCCACAGAGUAGGGCGCACUGGACGAGCAGGGAGAACUGGUGUGUCCAUUACCCUUAUCACAAGAAAUGACUGGAGGGUUGCCACUGAACUGAUUAAUAUUCUGGAAAGAGCAAAUCAGAGUGUCCCAGAGGAUCUUGUGUCAAUGGCUGAGAGAUAUAAGGCCAAUAAACAGAAAAAGGAAACAGAAAAAAAAUCGGAAAGACCUCAAGGAAAAUCCAAGAAGUUUUAUUAUUAA
Messenger RNA from Orycteropus afer afer, 1956 nucleotides. It is a transcript of the gene DDX43, whose product is annotated as DEAD-box helicase 43. Gene Ontology annotation, molecular function: ATP binding; RNA binding; RNA helicase activity. The coding region runs from base 1 to 1956 and encodes 651 amino acids. The transcript is spliced from 16 exons. The record is from RefSeq and is a predicted model, not a curated record. Lineage: Eukaryota; Metazoa; Chordata; Mammalia; Tubulidentata; Orycteropodidae.